Messenger RNA from Mangifera indica (mango), 1446 nucleotides. RefSeq lists its product as uncharacterized. NCBI's taxonomy places the organism in Eukaryota, Viridiplantae, Streptophyta, Magnoliopsida, Sapindales, Anacardiaceae. The transcript is spliced from 2 exons. The record is from RefSeq and is a predicted model, not a curated record. Gene Ontology annotation, molecular function: protein binding. The coding region runs from base 168 to 1112 and encodes 314 amino acids.
AUAGUUUCUCUUUCUUGUCUUUUUUCUGGCUGUUUCAAAGAGCUCACUUUAGCUAUCAACAACAUUCCAGUUUGAGAAACAUGCACAACUUCAAACUUCGCUCUUUUACUGCUACUGUCACACAAGGGUUCGGUUCAGGUUUUGAUUGGUAGCGAUGUUUGUGUAAAAUGUUGGUUCUAAGCAUGAAUUCAAAGAGACAAAGACGCCCAAACGUUAGGUUAGGGGAAAUUGGAGAUGUUUCCGCAGCUUUUGCAUGCGGGUUUUUGCAAAGAAUGCGUGAGAACUUGGGGCAGAAGAGAUGGAAACAUGCUUUUUUGAACCCAAAUGAGAUUGACCCUAGUUCUGUUUUUGAGUUUUCAAAGCAAAAAUCUCCUGAGUUCACAGUUAUGGACCCUGGUGUAUCUCCAAGGAUUGCAGCUGAUUUCCAUCAGAACAGGGAGAAUAAGAAUCUGAGUUCUUCAAAAUUAGCUUUUGAACAUGUGAAUUUGGAUAAAAUUGAUAUAACAAAGUCUGCUGUGAAUUUUGGCACUGUAACUCGGAAAAGCAGGGUCAUGAGAAGCCGGAACACUGGAGGCAAAAAUAAUGCUUUUGGGGGUGCUUGGAAUUCUAAACUUAGCCCUGAGUUUAGUAGUGAAGGUGGAAAAGACGAUGGAGAGAAGGGAUAUGUUGGAUUCACAUCAAAUAUCUGUGAUGGUUACUACCCCGAGAAUGGGAUUAAAGAUGUUUCAGGUCAUGAAGCACCAGCUACUAGCAAAGAGGCCUGUGAAUUCGACAAAAAUGAAACCACUUAUGAUGCAUGGAAACUGGGCAAUUCCACUUAUUUCCAGAAAGAGGAUACAUUUUAUGAAGGGAAUAACGCAUUUAUAAAAAAUGGUGUUGAAUGGAAUGAGAUGAGAUAUGGAGGUAGUGAUGUAUGUACUAUUCAGAGAUGGUUAGAGGAGCUAGGGUUUGGUAAGUACGCAGGUGUGUUUGAAAUGCAUGAGGUGGAUGAGGAAAGCUUGCCAUUGCUUACCCUUGAAGAUCUCAAAGAGAUGGGUGUUUUUGCUGUUGGGCCUAGAAGGAAAUUGUAUAAUGCAAUACAGCAACUUAGAGGAGAAGUUGCUUCUAAUUAAUAACUUCCUCAAUCUGGACUAUAGGUAACUCUAUGUUUAUGGUUCUUACUAGUCUAUGUGCAGGAAAUAGUUGCCCCGUAUGUAACUUUUGAACCCCUAACAUAUUUGCAUCUUCUUUUUUUUGCUAGUUUUGUUAACAAGAUAAGAUUAAUGCUUUAUAGUCUCUUGUUUUUGUAAGAUGUCUCUUUCAGCACUUUUUGUCCCUUGCAUUCAUCAACUGUGUGUAAUUCGGGGCAUAACACUGCCAACUGAGUAGACAAUUUUGUCAGAACUUGUUUAUAUGAAACUUGUGUGUGAAGUAUUGCUGACAUUUAGUUUGUUCCUUCAGAGUGUA